Molecule: messenger RNA, 2920 nt
Organism: Drosophila mojavensis
Lineage: Eukaryota; Metazoa; Arthropoda; Insecta; Diptera; Drosophilidae
Exons: 8
Coding region: 354-2231 (625 amino acids)
Biological process (GO): cell adhesion; extracellular matrix organization
Cellular component (GO): extracellular matrix
Molecular function (GO): cell adhesion molecule binding
Source: RefSeq, a predicted model, not a curated record
AUAAGUCGUAAAUUUUCCGGCACAACAGACGCAAUCAUUUUGUUGACGGAGGCGCGCGAGGCUCUGCGUAGUGAAAAUCAAGCCAACAAAAUAAUAAAACAAACCUCUUGGCAAUUAUGUAAAGUGUCUGCGCAAGAAAUUUGCAAGCGAAAAUGAAUAAAAUCGUGGUACCAUAAAACGAAACUCAAAACAAACAGCAACUGAAUAAAACAACAACAGAGAAGAACAACAAAAUAAAAGCAAGUGCAAGACAAGCAAAACAAUAAUCUCUCGAAAAGUGCUAACAAUUAAAACACAUUUAACAACAACAAAGACAAAAAUAAACAAAAAAAAACACAACUUACAAAACUUGAAUGUCACGCAAAAUGUUGCAAGUGCCGGCAGCAACAUUUUUAUUGCUGCUGCUGCUAACUGCGACGGCAACUGCAACGGCAACAGCAACAGCAGCUUCUGCUGACAGUGACACAACAGCCAGCAGCAUCGCAGAGCGGCAAAUUGAUGGCAGUUUGAAGAAUGCCAAGCUGAUUGAGAGCAAAGUGCUGCCCGAUUUGGCUGGGCUGCAGUCCAAUCAGGAAGAUGACAAGUGGCAGCACAUUUACCGGUUUAUCAACGAUGGCUUUCCUGUUUUGGAACUUUACGGCUACAAGACCAAGACAGACACACCUUUUACAUUGAUAAUACCCAAAAUCGAUGUGCGCAGCAUUGAGAAGCCACGUUUGAAGGAAUUCAUGUUGGAGCAUUUGGUGCCGGGUAAAAUCUUUGAUAGCUACAAUGCCCUUACCAAUGGCAGAGAGGAGGAGGAGUCAUAUGGUAAUGGCAACGGACAUAAAAUCGUUUUUCGCAAAUUGGAAAAGUCCCAUAACAAUGUUUGGCUACUCAACGGACAGCAAAUACUCUACAAGCUGCGUAUCAAUGAGCAAUUGAUGGUCAUUGGAAUUGAUGGCUAUUUGGGUGAUAGAAAAUCGCCCUAUUCGAAGCGCAACAUACAGGAAACGAAUAACCGCUACAAUGACCCACAGCCGCUGGAAGAGCCAAACAUAACGAAUGCACAUGCCAAAGUGGAGCCCAUUAUUAAGGAAUCAAAGGCGAGUCCAUUGAUGUCAUUUCUGGCCAACAUGAAAACGGGCACAAAAGUGUUCCAGCACUUUCUAUCGAAAUCCAAUCUGACACGCAUUAUGGAUGAUAAUGCCUAUACGGUGCUUAUACCAUCGGACAAUGCCUUUCAGCGCUGGCAUCCCAUCGAUUGGGGCUUCUAUCCAUUCAGCGUGCCGGAGUUCACAGAGAGCGUAUUGCGUAAUCAUUUCCUGCCCAUGCAGCGGCCCCUACGCCUCUCCGACGUCAAGAACAUGGACCAAAUGGUUGUCCAUACUAUGGGUGGCGAGAAUGUCGUCUUCCAUGGCCAGCCCACGCCCACUGUGAAUAAUGUGAGCAUUAUGUCUGAUUAUACGCUAUCCAAUGGCAAUCAGGUGUUCAUUAUAUCCGAGGUGUUAUUUGUCUCCGAGGCUGUGGUUUCCAAAUUGCAUCAGAUGCACAAGGAUAAGGAGACACCGCCGCUGUUGGCAUUCCCGUGGUUCGGCGCACAAUUUCUAUCGCACUCGUUUCUGGCCUUGGAACGUGAUUCGAGAUUCACGCAAAUUACAAGAUAUCUGAACAAUGCGGAAAUAGCGCCCCAUAUCUCCGGCGCAAAUUAUACGUUCUUCGUGCCCGAGGACAAAGCAUUCGAGAAGAUAGGAUUCGACAGACUCUCCGAUGAUGUUAUGGCCUCGCAGCGUGGAAUUAAAAUGCUACUGAAUCACUUUGUGCGCGGACGUCUGUACAAUCGGGACUUGAGGGAUAAUGAGGUGUUCGAAACGAUUGGCGGGGGUCAUCUGAAGAUCACACGCAAUCCGGGCAGCAAUUAUACGAGCGUGAACAAUGCACAGAUUACGGAGAGCGAGGUUUUUGUCUAUAAUCUGGGCACCAUGUACUAUAUAGACGACAUACUCUAUUCGCAUAUGCUGCGCGAUCAUAUUACCAAAUCGACCAAAACGAGAUCGGAUCGAAAUGGCGGUGAGGCUGGCGGAGGAUCACGGAGCACCAUGCGACCCAGCGAUGUGGAGAUUGUGCCGAACGAAUUCGAGAGCGAGCACAAUGGCGGCGACUAUGCCAUCCAUGGCGACGACGAAGACUUUGAGGAUGAGAUAAUAACGCCAAAAGCGUUGCCCGUCCAAAUCUACGAAUUGCCCAAAUAGAUUGAGUUCGAUUUGGAUUGAGUGCUGCGCUAAUCUGAAACAUAUAUAUACAUACAUAUAUCAUUUGAUCUAAGUGGGAUUUUUUGCUCUAACAUAUAUAUAUAUUUAUGUGGGUGUGUUGACGCAGUGCGAGCGUUUUUGUAUAGUUCUCAGCUAACUUUUUGUAACGUAUUUUUUGUGUCUAGUUAGUUUUUAGUUUUGUGUGUGUACAUUUUAAGUUUAGCAUUGAAAACGAGGCGGUGAAACGAAGUAUACUACAACAGAAAUAAUAAAAGAAACAAGAAUGGCAACAACUUUAUAUAUAUAUACCUAAUCCUAGAGAACUUGUCGGCAAUUUCAAUGAAGCUUGUAGAACUACGUAGCGACAAAUUGCAAAACUAAACAAAAAAAUACGAAAACUUAGAAACGGAAUUUAAACAAAAAUACAAAAUAUAAAAAAAAUACGAAUACUAAAAGAUAAAUUCAAUAUAUACGUAUAUUAAAAAAUAUAUAUAUAUAUAUACUUGUGCAAUUAGACGCUCUUUGGGUAUUUUGUGCUUUUUUAAGAGUGAACGUAGUGAAAACAUAUCGGCUAAAAAAAAAACAUUUAAAUAUUAUCGGAAAUGUAGCGAAAAACUAAAAAAUAAAUUCCAAUUUGUCGUAGCCAAGCGCAAUAGUUGUGAAAAAUAUCGAAUAUAUAUAUAGACAUA